Messenger RNA from Mizuhopecten yessoensis (Yesso scallop), 5644 nucleotides. RefSeq names its product cephalotocin receptor 2-like. The record is from RefSeq and is a predicted model, not a curated record. Bases 847 to 2085 code for a protein of 412 amino acids. Gene Ontology annotation, cellular component: membrane. Gene Ontology annotation, molecular function: peptide binding; vasopressin receptor activity. NCBI's taxonomy places the organism in Eukaryota, Metazoa, Mollusca, Bivalvia, Pectinida, Pectinidae. The transcript is spliced from 3 exons. Gene Ontology annotation, biological process: G protein-coupled receptor signaling pathway.
GGUCAAGCUCCUACUUUCAGAUUGCCUAUUGAAACUCGUCGUGCGAGCAUCGGUGUGACUGAACAGAGGAGACGUUACGUUGUGGGGACUUUAUCUGUUAAUGCUCCUUCCUAAUAUAGCAAUUUGUAUACCCUAAGUAACUCUGAAAGGACAAUUUAUACCGAAGUUUCAUUAAGUGUAAUGGUUACUGAUAUAAAUUCACGUCGUAUCGCGACGUUGAGUUUAGCCAGUGUCUGUCGAUACUUGUCUGAGUAUGUUUGUUAAUUCUCUACCGGACCAGGGUCGCCAUAAAAUAACAAAGUAUAAUGCUCGCAGUGAGUACACUGUAUAUACAAUGUAGUAUAAGUUUUCUGUUCUGGUAAUCUUCGAAACAGUCAGCAAGCGUGCCGUUACAUUAAUUACAAAUCAGCGCUGGGUGGUUAUUAUAAGGGUUUGACGCACAGGACUCUUUACAAGUAACAGAACGUUUGAAGUCAGAGAGUGGAGAAAUAUUUACCAUUGUGGGGUUCAAUCAAUUUGCAAACUCAUUCAUACUGGGAUGUGCAUUGAACAUUGGAGCAAUGUAAAAGACUCAUUCAAGUAUGUGUGCGUGCUUGUUAGGUCAACAGGAACUUCAACAUAUAUGCGGAAAUGACAAAAGUAAAUGUUAAUAUAUCUUACAGAGUUUAUCUGUGGAUGUAAAUGUGUGACAGUAAAUUAUACCUACUACCACCCACACAGAACUUAACAUUGCCGAUGUGUAUGAACAUCUUAUCUACAUUCGCCACCUGUUGGUGUAACUGUUAAAGGGAUUUUACCUAUCAUCAGGAAUAUCUCCAAUACGGUAGUGACGUAAUAACUUCACGGAUGUCAACCAUGCCUUUGUUGUCAUUCUCGGCUGGGAGGAUGGCGGACAAUUCUAAUAUGUCCGAUCUGGACUACUUGAUGACAACUAUAGAUCCCUUCAACUCUUCGCGACAUGCCGGAAACAUCAGCAGAUGUCGGUCUGUUCACGACAAAGAGUAUAAUCAGAAGAUACGGAUCAUUAACUUGUAUAUAACCUUGAUCCUUGGCACCCUUGGAGGUAUCAUGGUUUUAGCUUGGAUGUCCAACAACCGUCGACUGAAGACAAGGAUGAACAGUCUAUCACGUGUUAACAGUUUCAUUCUGAACUUGACCAUCGCAGACUUAGCCGUCAUGUUUCUUGCAGUCCUAACACAGCUAGUAUGGGAGUACCAGGACAAGCGGGAGUGGGAGGCUGGGGCCUUUCUCUGUAAGAUGGUCAAGUUCUGUCAGAGUUUUACUCUCAUGGCCAGUACUAAUAUGCUAGUGGUCAUCGCUAUUGACAGACACCAGGCCAUUCUUCGACCACUCAAGACACCAAUCGCGGUAUGGAAGAUGGCUGGCGCUGGUUGGGCAGUAGCCGCCUUUGGAUCCCUACCGAUGUUAUACGUGUUCCGAACAAACGUCGUCGAUGGUGUCACAAAGUGUGAGAAUAUAUUCAGAGAUCUACCGAGGUCCCACAGGAAGGCGUUCUUAACAUAUGCUGCCGUCAUCGUGUUUCUCAUCCCAAUAUGUCUCCUCAUAUUCUGUUAUACAAGUAUUUUCUUAAAGAUUGCACGAAAAGCAAAAGAGUGCCAGGUCUCGAAACGACAUUCAAUAAAACCUGGCAAGAUACAUCUCCAAAGCACAAACUCUAGUUCUUUACCAAAGGCGAAGAUCAAAACAUUGAAGAUGACAUUUGUGAUCGUCGUAGUGUUUCUCGUGUGUGGUAUUCCAUACUUCAUUGCCGAGAUGAUCAUGUCCUAUGGAGAUCAUUGUAUCAUAUCAGAUCUAGUGUAUGGAAUCAUUGGCGGGCUAGCGGCAGCAAACUCGGCAGCUAAUCCAUACGUUUUCUUAUUGUUCAAUUGCAAUGGACGAUACGCUCGUGACCGAAAACGAUCGAGCUCAGACGCCAUUGGGAAUUCGACCACUCGGACGGUUUAUUCAACGGCUAGUACUCGCUCUGACUACGUUGGCGAUUCCAAGAACAUUUAUCAACCGUCGAUAAAAUACAAGUGGAAUGCGAGCAGUCAAAACAGUAUGGAACUGAAUGCCAUGCGAUAAAAUGAACAAAUUUUUUCGUCUUCUUGAUAAAAUCAACUUCAUCAAAUACAACCAUUACCAUUAAAUUUUAAGAAGAAUUUCGUUUCAGCAAAAUAACGGCUUUGAUAGGAGUGUAAUGAUAAUUUUGACAACAUAAUAAAAUAGCUCGGAUCAAAAUGCACUGGAUCGACGAUGAAAUACGGGAUUUGAAUAACCUAUAUCUAUAUAUUGUGUAAGAUUUGUGACAAUGAUUAAUCAUCAAGGGAUACGAAAGAAAAAUUAUUGAUGUUCGUUAGUGCAAUAAGUUUCAGUUUGUGUAAAUAGUGUAUGUCGUAUGCUGUUUACAGAACCAACUAAACUGGAUAUGUAGUACGAUGGGUCCGCUAUACAGAGUACUAUUAUGACUUCAACAGAAUCAGCAAUGCCGUAUAUAUAGUGUUUAUUUUUUCAAAUAUGCUGAAUAUCUAUGACUUCCACAGAGCUGGCUGGACCUAGUAUGAGGAUUUGCGCUCUCAAAGUCAGAUAUUCUUGGAAUAAAGAAUGAAUUUCACAAAGUCGGAUUUACUGUAGUUAUAUUAAAAUGACACUAAACCAUUCUAUUGUAUAAAUUCUAACAUUUUAUGAAAAAUUAAACAUGUAUAUGAACGCUGAAACAUCCAUGUGCACUACGUCAUACACUCUGAGAAAUGUGUGCAAUAUGCUUAUUCACAUACUUCAUUUAUUUCUUGUCUAUUGCAUUUUAUGUUUUGUGUCAACAAACCAGCGACUCUUUUAAAAGAAAGAGAAUGGUAAUUUUGCAUUCUUCUUAUAAACUUUGCAAAUCAAUGCAGCAUCCAGCAUCCAUUUUAAACACCGAGACGACAAAAUGUGUGUCUCAGGUAAUAUCAUAUAAAUGAGUUUCGUGGUCAACACUUUCUUAUCAUAGUGAUAAUACCGAUAGUAUUAGUAUGUCAGUUUCUAAUCAAGCCAAAUUGGAUCAUAUUCAACAUACACACCGUAAGAAAAAAACAUAUGCUCUGAUAUGAGUAAAAUUGUUUACUGAAAACUCGUUUAAUUUAUGUUAAUAUUUUCUGCAAAGCAUUACAUGUUUUAAUCAACUAAACACGUUAUGCCGUUUGUUAUUAUGCAUGUACAUGUAUGUGUAUGUGUAUAAUAUACGGACUGCAUUUGUGUCAUCCACUAACUUCCUUCGCAUAUGUACAUUCACUUUACUUAUUGACUACCUCUUUAAAAUGUAAUUCCUUCUUCGGUGUUCUGGUCUUCUUCUAUGUUGUUUCAUCAAAAUAACUAUUGUUAUCAAAAUAUGAGAAACAUAUCUUGAUAGAAUAUAGAUUGAAUGGCUUUAGCUAUUGUAUGCGACUUUUCGACCAGAUAAAUAUUCGCCCUUCGUUAUGAAAAAUUGUAUUCGCCCAGUGUUAUUUUGCCUUUCAUAUAUACUUAUUAUGUGUCAUUCUUUUUACUAGUAUCUGCUGUCAUGAUUAAUUUGCCCUCAUUAAGGAGGGCGAAAGUUAAACUACAGAGAAUAUGUCUCGGUUUAAAGUAAGAUAUUUGUGCGAGUUAAGUACACAUGUAUUAGUUUAAUAAAUUGUAUAUACAUUUAUUGAAUAAGCAUACUGUUUGCUAUAUUUGCCCUUUAAUUUUUAUGCGAUCAGUCGAUGUACGAUUGUAUAGAUAAUGGUAUUUAGUAGAAUGUGUAUAUAGAUAUUUUUUCUGUACAUAGAAUUUAGUUAUAACAACAGUGUCGUGUCAAAACGAUAUCAAUUAUAUACAGCCAUAUAUUAAUUAUAACUUGUAGUAAUAGUUUAGCAUGUGAAAAGGUGUUACAAAAAUUGCAUAUGGUGAAAAAGGGUCCGGACAUGGUGAAAUAUGAUCAACCAUAUCUUGGCACGUUGAUUCACGAAUGAGAAAAUCAUCAUAGGUAAGUACAUGGUAUUAUAUAAGUAAGCAUGGUAGUAAAGUAUCAUCAAUUAUAUUCUUGUUUAGAUUCAAUACAUGUACAUUUGAAUAGCUUUCCGCACAACUUUUCUGAGCGAUUCAGUAUUUUAGCGCUAUAAUCAAUUUGAUACAUUGGAUUUUUUUUGUAUUAUGAAGAAUUGUUCAACGCUUUUUGUGAUUUAUACUUAAAUUGUGUUUUGAAAUAAAUGUGUAUUUUCAUGGACAGAAAAUAAGGAAUAUUUAUCUUACUGUGUCUUUGUAACGACGACAAAGCAAACUACACAAACAACAGCGCAUAUAAAAGAUAUACAUCAAGAUCACUUCAUUCGAGCAAGUAGUACAUAUAGUUUGCUUCCAUAGGCUCACAAGAUUCGCAAUAACUAAAUUUACAGUUGAUAAAAUUUCUUUUCUUUUGAAAUUAUUUUCCAUGCAUCAAUUCCAAUGUGAACCCAAACAAGCUGGAAAACUUGAACGUAAUCCAAUUUCAUUUUGAAGGGUUCAUAGUCACAAUGGCUGUCUCGGGAUUUUUCUUACCAACUGGUAUCUUCAAUAAAAGCGUUUUACUGCUCUUCCAAGUUUUCAAUGAAACUUUCCUACGUGACUAUAAUUAUUUAGGACUGAUUUUAUCAACCUCUUCCGUUUUAAAUAUCUAUUCUCACUCACAUUAACACACUUUCCUCUUUGACAUGAUAUUAUAUUUAUACUUCAGGUAUUUACCAUUGUUUAGAGUGUCUAUAUGGGCGAUUCGAAUAUGAUAUACGUUUGGGUUCGAGUCCAAUAGGCGGCAAUUGGAUAAUGCACUCACCUUUCACCAAGGCGGUCGGUGUUCGAUUUCCCGGUUGGACUUGAACACUAUCAAACACAAACCCACCAACUUUCCUACAAUUUAAAAGUUUACAAAUUAAAGUAGAUCCACCUGAAACUUCAUCAAAAACCGGAGGGAAAAGUAGAUUCAGGAAAGAUAAACAGUUUGAGUCAACGUUUAUCUUUUUAAACCAUAAUCGGAAAUUUAGACAUGUAAAUCUUAAAUUCCAAUAAAUGCAUCGCUAUUAUAACGACAAUUCUCAUAAACACGGAGAAAAUGACUUUUGUAUUUGUAUAUUCAGUUGUCGAAUUGCCUUUGUUUAUAUUGAUCAGUGUAUUAUUUUAAGAAAUCGCAGCAUAUUAUAGACAGAUCCCCCAAAUUAAAACCCUUUUGGACUAGAUAUAAUCAUAUUUGAAGCUUAAAAACUAAGUAAAAAAAUACACGCAUAAAGAUUCAUUCGUAUUUAUUUCUUUAUUGAUUUUAUAGCUUGGUCCAGUGGGAAAUAUUGAAAUCUCUUUUGUCGAAGUUUGUGAAUUGACAAUUGUAGAUACAUGUAAAUAUUGUCAAUUAAAAGUAGACAUUCUACGAAUGUCGAAGCACUUCAUGUAAACUGACUUUUUGGUUCUCUCUUGUGAUCUGCUUAUACCAAACAAACGAAAAGGUAAUUCCUCAUAUUUACGACAAUAUUUUUAUUACUAUUCCAUUGGUGACUUGAACAAUGACGAUUUUGUAAUAUUAGUAUCUCUUAUCUGAAACUCUAAUGUUCAGAGGUAAAAUACCAAUUCAAGUCGCCAGUCUGUACAGAUAUGUGUUGUACGAUAAUGAUCCAUGAUGAUUAAA